Molecule: messenger RNA, 309 nt
Organism: Prunus armeniaca (apricot)
Lineage: Eukaryota; Viridiplantae; Streptophyta; Magnoliopsida; Rosales; Rosaceae
Source: the annotation of a GenBank genome assembly
AUGGCAAGAAGUAAUGGACAAGGAGGCAGAUGCAUAGGUAGAGGAAGAGGCCUGUUGUUCAAGCCAAUAUUUACCCAAAUUCACAACAAAGUGACAAGAGGUAAUGGACAAGGAGUUUUACCAUCGUCACAUGUUGGCUUAGGAAGAGGUUUACCAUCUUCAAAGCUAAAUGCAAUUAGAGGAAGCGGCUUAGGAAGAGGCAUAAGUAGAGGACGAGGCUUACCAUCUUCACAGCCAAGUGUGGCAAGAAGAAGGGGACAAGGAGAAGCAGAUUUGGACAACACUUCCCAUGAUAAUAACAUGGCCUGA